Molecule: messenger RNA, 1108 nt
Organism: Darwinula stevensoni
Lineage: Eukaryota; Metazoa; Arthropoda; Ostracoda; Podocopida; Darwinulidae
Source: the annotation of a GenBank genome assembly
CUUCCGUGCUGCAUCGGGUGUGGUUGCAGUCGCUUCUGACCAGUGAACACGUACACACGCAUUCUUCCCUUCAUUGCUAUCUUGGCUGCGUGCAUGGGCGCUCAUGUCCUUCCUAGCCAGGACUGAACACAUAACAGAGCGUGGAGAAGGAUCAUCUCUGCUCACCCCACCGCCGACCCCCGAUAUGACGGAAGAGGAAAAGUCCCGAGCGGAGAGGGCAACCCCAGACGAAGAGGCAGUGGACCUCUCCAGCAACUCUGAUAAGAAGAAGGACGACAUCCGGACGUCAUCGCCGAUCCCCAAUUCGUCCGGUAACAGUGCAUCCGCCUUCACCCCUGUGAUCCGAGUUGCAAAAUCCGAGGAACAGCUCCUUCGUUUCCUCCAUCACCAGGCGUUGGCCAAAUCCCUUCCCGCGCAUCCAGGGAUGCCGACUGAAGGCGGUCCAAAAAUCCCAUGGCCCUUCCCCAACCCGUUCUUCCCGUACGAUCUCCGCGGACUGAACCCCAGUCUGCUCCUUCCGGGUCUGAAUCCGUUGAUCCCGCCGUACCCGUCCGUGCCCCUCUUCCCGCCGUUGCACGAACAGAAGCUCCGCGUCCCCGGCCGGUCCAGCCGACCCAAGAAGCAGUUCAUCUGCAAGUAUUGCCAGCGCCAGUUCACGAAGUCCUACAACCUGUUGAUCCACGAACGGACCCACACGGACGAGAGGCCUUAUUCCUGCGACGUCUGCGGGAAGGCCUUCCGUCGACAGGAUCACCUCAGGGACCACAAAUACAUCCACUUGAAGGAGAAGCCGUUCCGAUGCGAGGACUGCGGGAAGGGCUUCUGCCAGGGGAGGACCCUGGCCCUCCACCGCACCGGAUCCAAGUGCCCCUCGCGGACGUCCAUUCCUCGGCCUGACCUUCCCCUCGUCCCACACAGCGAUCCGUUGCCGGUGGAGACGGCGAGAAAGCGGAAACGAUACACGGACUUCCGCAUCGACUCCAUCCUCUCGAGUUGAACCAACAAGAGUCAUCGCAUAAAUAUACAUAUAUAUAUUUUUAUAUUUAAAAGUUGAAAAUUUGUGGGGCAUUUCCAAAGAAGAUCCACGAGAAGUCGUCGAUCUCCUCCG